UGAUGUUUGUGCCUCAUGCUCUCAGCUGUACAAUAAUUCUACUGGAAGUGCAGUGACACAGAUGUUAUGUUCUACCACGGGUUGCUCUCAAAUAUUAAUUAACAAUUUUGCAGUAUUCUUGCAUAACAUUUUGGAUUUUUGGACAGUUUGUCCCAAGGAUGACUAUGGUAUUUUUAAGAACUCAGCCUCUGCAUUGUUAGGAUCAGGUUUGAGAACCUAGGUAAGAUAAAAUUGCAGAGCAUCACAAAGAGAAAUUUUUAGAAAUCUCAUGGAACUCUGAAAGCAAAAUGGUAAAUGUGGUUCACUUAAGAAAGGGUAAAGUGGAGGGAAGACUUGCUAUGUUUUUUUCACUAUUGUACGAUUAUCUUCCACCAUGCUAACAGGAAUAAACAGGUUGUUAUUGCUGAGAAUUGAACCUCAGCUACUUAUCUCAAAUUAGAGUUUUAUGCAAAGUUAAAAUUUUGGCAUGUAUACCCCAGACAAGUUCAGCUAUAUUGGAGAGUUUGAGUAGAUGGCAAUAAAAUUUACUCUAGAGCUUAAAGGUGUACAAACCUCAUGCAUGAGGCCCAAAUGCUGCAGCCUGAAGAUCAAAAGGCUCCAGCAGAGCUGUUUUCUUAUAUACAGCUGUUAUUGCACAGAAAUUACUAACCACAGUAUUAUUUUCUGUCUCCUUCUGGUCCUAAAAACCCUGCAGCGAAAAGCCAGUAAGCUUUUGUCAACCACAAUAUUUGUUUUUGUUCCCUUUCCAUCAACAAAUUUCUCUCUUAAGAUCACUUUCCCCAAGACAGUCUUGUACUCAGAGCACUCAUACCAUGUUCUGUACCAUCUUCUAAAACUUAUCCUUUGCAAAAAAAACCCAAAAUUAUGAUUUGACAGAUGUACCCUAGAAGAAUCUGUGUAAUUUUUGAACAUUUUAGGGAGUUAACAAAUCUGACACACAAGGGGAUUAAUGAUACUUGUUACUUCAGCUGUAACAAGCAAGUGAAAAGAUGCUAUGUUGACUGCAAGUCCUAAGAGCAGUGAUUGUUUUGAGACAAAGCAUGUAUGAAAUAGAAUGGCUGGUGCAAUCUUUUAUGCCCUUAUCUUCAGAUAAAUGAUGGAUUAUACUAAAAUUACUUGGAACUUUCAAGUGAAUUGCAGCUAUGGGUAGGAAAAUACCAUGCUGCAAAUGGCACGCUGUUAGUAUUUUGUAUUGCACCAUCAUCUGAAAGAACUACAAAUUUUGGUCUGUCAGGUGUCUCACAAUUUUCAUUCCAUUUGGUUUUUGUUUGAUAGCAAAACUGUCCAGGUAUCUGCUAUAUAACAAUGCUAGCUAGAAUGCUUGGUUACUAUUUGUGGUGUUUAUCUCCUUUUAUUGUAGUUGAGUGGCAUUUCUCUUGUAGGCACAAAAAAUGGGAAAUAGCUGAAGACUACCUCACAGCGGGAAAGUGAGAUCAGAUUGUCAAUGGAUAAGUGAGUGGCAUGAUUGAAAACAAGACAAAAAGCAGGCUACAGCAAAAGGUAACUGGCAACCUCUAAAGAAACAGGAGUGAACUUCGUAUUUUCUCCUUGAAGCUAGGUUACAGCUCAAAAGAUCAAGAUGAUUCCAAAUUACUCUACUGAAGAAACCAUUAAAAGAAUCCAUGUCGACUGUCCCGUUUCAGGAAGGCACAGUUAUAUCUACAUUAUGGUUCCAACUGUUUACAGCAUCAUCUUUAUCAUAGGCAUAUUUGGGAAUAGCCUGGUCGUUAUUGUCAUUUACUGCUACAUGAAAUUAAAAACAGUAGCCAGCAUCUUUCUUCUAAACCUGGCACUGGCUGACUUGUGUUUUCUAAUAACUCUGCCACUCUGGGCAGCCUACACGGCCAUGGAGUACCAGUGGCCUUUUGGCAACUGUUUAUGCAAGUUAGCAUCAGCUGGGAUAAGUUUCAACCUGUAUGCCAGUGUGUUCCUCCUCACAUGCCUUAGUAUUGACCGGUACCUGGCCAUAGUACAUCCAGUGAAGUCCCGAAUUCGACGUACUAUGUUUGUUGCCAGAAUGACUUGCAUUGCCAUUUGGCUUCUUGCUGGUGUGGCCAGUUUGCCCGUCAUCAUUCACCGUAAUAUAUUCUUUGCUGAAAACUUGAAUAUGACAGUCUGCGGUUUUCGGUAUGACAACAAUAACACAACGCUCCGUGUUGGGUUAGGCUUAUCCAAAAAUUUGCUGGGCUUUUUGAUUCCUUUUCUGAUCAUAUUAACAAGCUACACCUUAAUUUGGAAGACCCUGAAGAAGGCAUAUCAAAUUCAAAGAAAUAAGACUAGAAAUGAUGAUAUUUUUAAGAUGAUUGUGGCAAUUGUAUUUUUCUUCUUCUUUUCCUGGAUUCCUCAUCAAGUGUUCACUUUUCUGGAUGUAUUAAUUCAAUUACAUGUAAUAACAGAUUGCAAAAUCACCGAUAUUGUGGAUACGGCUAUGCCCUUCACCAUUUGCAUCGCUUACUUUAACAACUGUUUGAAUCCUUUUUUUUACGUUUUUUUUGGAAAAAACUUUAAAAAAUACUUCCUUCAGCUAAUAAAAUACAUUCCACCAAAUGUCAGCGCACAUCCAAGCCUAACAACAAAAAUGAGCUCCCUCUCAUAUCGGCCACCAGAAAAUAUACGCUUGCACACUAAAAAGACUGCUGGGUCUUUUGACACUGAGUGAUGUGUCCUGCAGUAUGCAGGUUUUGAACAACCUGGUGAACGAAGCAACAAGAAUGACAAAAUUCAUCUGCAGUCCUGAACAUCACAGCUUACUGCUCAUUAUGGAAACAUUAGAUCACCUCAGGGAAAUCAUACUGUAAAGAUUUAGCAGUGGCCUGUUAUUUUACAUUGUGAAGAGGACUGCUGGGUUCUCAUUUUGUUUUUCUUUACUGAAAGCAACAUUAAUGGUGGAAAGUCAUGUCACAGUUUCUGCCAGCAUCCUGCCAUUUACUCAGAACUACAAAGGGUAGAGGAAAUUCCUAACUUAAGUUCAGAGGUCUUUUUUAAAGGAAAAGCUUGGAUAAAUUACAUUAAUUAUGAAGGACCUGUUUUGCACAGAGAUGAGCUGUUCUGAAUUUUGUUCAAGGAGCUGAUGGAGCAACACUGCUUGUUUUGUUCUUUUUUUGUUUUGUUUUUGUUUUUUUUAUGACAUAUGUCAUAUUGUUAUAUUUAUAAUAUAUUUUCAAAUAUAUGCUAUAUAGAGAGGCCAAAUUUUAAACUCAAAAGGAAAUUUAAGGUCCUUGAAAUUAUUCUCAUUCUGAUUUAUGCUACUAUUUUAAAUUUUAAAAUGGCAAUUUUUUCAUAAUAUAUGCAAUAAAAUGCAGAUUUAUUUAUUAAAUAUAGAUGAAAUAUAUUUUUAAACCU
Molecule: messenger RNA, 3342 nt
Organism: Neopsephotus bourkii (Bourke's parrot)
Lineage: Eukaryota; Metazoa; Chordata; Aves; Psittaciformes; Psittacidae
Gene: AGTR1
Product: angiotensin II receptor type 1
Exons: 2
Coding region: 1580-2659 (359 amino acids)
Biological process (GO): immune response; G protein-coupled receptor signaling pathway; regulation of vasoconstriction
Cellular component (GO): membrane
Molecular function (GO): angiotensin type II receptor activity
Source: RefSeq, a predicted model, not a curated record